Messenger RNA from Lactuca saligna, 435 nucleotides. NCBI's taxonomy places the organism in Eukaryota, Viridiplantae, Streptophyta, Magnoliopsida, Asterales, Asteraceae. The record is from the annotation of a GenBank genome assembly.
AUGAUCCGCUCUUCAUCACCGAAAGCCAACAAAGCUGCCCUGCUCGACCUUCUUAACCUCGCUAUUAAGGAUGAAACCUUUUUACUUUUAAAGAAUUACAUUUCUAAAAAUUGUGGUCUAGCAGUUUUCUUAAGGCAAGAUGCUAUUUUGGCUACUGAAACUAAGCACAAGAUUAGGAAGGUAGAUCCGACUUUAGACAUGGAGGCUGCUGAAGGAGACAAUUACACACAUAUUCUAGUGGCUUUAAAUGUCUAUUUGGGGAAACAGUUUGCUGUUCAAUGUGGGAUUCUAGAACAUCUGGUAAGCAGACUUGAUAUUCUUAACUCAUUGUAUCGUGUAGUUUCAUUGUUAAUGAAAUCUAUUGGAUGGCAAGGAGGAAGUAUACUAGCCCUUGAGAUGCUAAAACGUGUGGUGGUUGCUGGAAAUAGGGCAUAG